Molecule: messenger RNA, 1831 nt
Organism: Achroia grisella
Lineage: Eukaryota; Metazoa; Arthropoda; Insecta; Lepidoptera; Pyralidae
Product: putative nuclease HARBI1
Exons: 5
Coding region: 80-1165 (361 amino acids)
Source: RefSeq, a predicted model, not a curated record
ACAAUCUAAAUUUGCUAUCCUAGAAAUACUUGGGAUUGCGACUUGUGUGUACAGAUUGAAUUCAUAGAUUUUUACCAAAAUGUCUUUUGAAAUGUCGUCUAGUGAUAGUGACAGUGAUUUGGAACAUUUAAUUCAGUUAUCCGACUGGGAUACUAAUUCUAGUGACGAUGAUAGUGACAAACAACGCGUUAGUUCACGGAUAAUAAGAAGGGUUAAUUACAUGCAGACGCUAGAUGAUGCAGAGUUCACCUUCAGGUUUCGACUUACAAAACCUGCCUUCCAAUUGUUAUUGACUGAAUUAAUGCCCUUUGUUCGGGUAACCUCAAAAAAAAAUUAUGGCGUGUCUCCUCUACAUCAACUUCUCUUGACACUCCGGUUUUAUGCUCUCGGCACUAUGUUAAUUUCUGUGGCAGACUUUGUUGGAGUCUCAAAAUCGACUGCUGGUAGAAUCAUGAGAGACAUGUCAAGAGCCAUAGCCCGAUUGUAUGACAAGUAUAUUUUUGUACAUCAGGAAGGUGCAGAAAAUUUUUAUAGGAUUGCUGGCUUUCCUCGUGUCCUGGGUGCAAUUGACUGUACACACAUUCGCAUACAAUCUCCAUGUCAAACAAUAGGUGAAGAGUUCAGGAAUCGUAAAGGUUACUUUUCUUUAAAUGUUCAAGCUGUUUGUGAUGCUGAACUGAGGUUGAUGAAUGUUGUAGCUCGUUGGCCAGGUUCCACUCAUGAUGCAACAAUAUUCAAUAAUUCUAUACUGAGAGCUCAAUGUGAUGCUGGUGAUUUUGGAAACAGAUGGUUGCUUGGUGACAGUGCUUAUCCAAACAGAUCAUAUUUGUUGACUCCACUAUUAAACCCAGUUACAGAAGCAGAGAUUCGUUACAAUGAAUCACAUAUUAAAACUAGGAAUACUAUUGAACGCACAUUUGGAGUUUGGAAACGCCGCUUCCCAGUGGUAGCACUGACAUUAAGAGUGUCAAUAUCAAAUGUGCACGCUAUAAUAGUAGCUACAGCUGUUUUGCACAACAUGUGUAGAAACCUGAACCUACAAGAAAUCCCACCAGAAGUUGAGCUGCCACCUACUGACAAUAUAGAAAACAGUGGUGCACAAAACAUGAUUAUGCUAGACAUGCAACAUCGAGCAGAUCUUAUAAAUAAUUAUUUUACAAUUUAAGAGAACAGAUGAAGACUAGUAAUUAGAAUAUUGUAAUAAUUUUAUUAAGUAAUUUACUGUUAAUAUAUAUGUGUAAUUUUUUUUUCUUCGAUUAGCAACACCAACGACAGUUGUCAUUUUCAGCUGGCCGUAAUAAAUAAAUAAUUUUUAAUAGUCUAUCACACGAAUAUUAUAUUUUCAACAUCGUUAUUAGUGAUAUAAUAGUGCAAUAAGUGUCGAUUAUUGUUUGUGUACAAUUUGGUAGUGUAUUAUUUGCAAAAAUCGACAUCAAAAUAGUGUACCGGCCAUAGAAUUAGUGCUAAUUGGUGGUUUGUAUUCACACACUUAAACUUAAAAAUGUAAAGUAAUAAUAAAAUUAUUUAAAAGAGCAACACGCAAGUUUCUUGCUCGUUCUUCUUGUGAUGAGACAGCUUUCCGAACGAGCGGUAGAUUAAAAAAUGUAAUGACUAUUCAAAAGUGCUUCAAUGUAAGUUUAUCUGAAUAAAUGAUUUUCUAUUCUACUGUUGAGAUUUGAUUAAUAUCAUAAUAGUAUUUAUAUAUAAGGACAAAUUUAAAAUAGCUGUGCUAUAUUGUAAAAAAUAUUUAAUAUUAUGCCUUUUCUACCAACCUUUAUGAUGUACAGAAAUAACAGAAAAAACAAUAGUUUGGGAAACAUGUAAUGUUAUA